GAAAGCACCGAUCGAUUGGCUUAUUCCUAGGUGGCGUUGCUUGGAAACGGACGGGAUAGCGAUGUUUAAGUUCAGGUGUACAAAUCCCAAUUUAGAAAAAGAAAGGUUCAAAGACGAUAAUUAUAAAACUUUGACGUCCGACCAACAGGAAGAAGUUGAAGAAUCUGUUCAGAGCCAUUAUGAUUGCUUAAGAACAGUAAAUCAAUGCAGUACAGAAUGUCCUUUACUGUGGAGAGACAAACAUGUUGUUUUUCUCAAGAAAGGACUAGUGUCACUAACUCAACUGUAUGAGUGUCUUGAUUCGAGUCGUCCUUGGCUUUGUUACUGGAUUCUCCACAGUUUAGAUUUAUUGGACGAACUAAUAACUAAUGACCUAAAAGAACAUAUUAUUCAGUUUUUAGCAAGAUGUCAGCAACCAGAUGGUGGAUUUGGAGGUGGACCUGGACAGCAGAGUCAUCUGGCACCCACAUAUGCUGCAGUCAAUGCUCUUUGUAUUCUUGGUACAGAAGAAGCUUAUGAAGUAAUUGAUAGGGAGAAACUCCAACAGUUUCUAUAUCAAAUGAAAAAUCCAGAUGGAUCAUUUUCUCUUCACAAAGACAGUGAAAUUGAUGUCAGGGGAGCUUACUGUGCUCUGGCCGUGGCGAGACUGACAAAUAUUUAUACUCCAGAAUUAUUUGAAGGAACAGCUGACUGGGUCAGUCGUUGUCAGACGUACGAAGGUGGUUUUGGUGGCGUUCCGGGUAUGGAAGCCCACGGAGGAUACACGUUCUGCGGAUUCGCUAGUCUGGUCUUACUGGGAAGAGAACACAUGUGCAACAUCAAGAGUCUUUUGAGGUGGCUGGUGAAUCGACAGAUGAGGUACGAGGGUGGCUUUCAGGGAAGGACCAACAAAUUGGUGGAUGGCUGCUAUUCCUUCUGGCAGGGUGGAAUGUUUCCUCUCAUUCACCGUGCACUCAGUAAGACAGAUAAUCUAACAAUGAGUAUGGAAAAUUGGUUAUUCAAUCAAAUUGCAUUACAAGAGUACCUUCUAGUCUGCUGUCAGGCUGCUCUGGGCGGACUGAUCGACAAACCAGGAAAGAACAGAGAUUUUUAUCACACGUGUUAUGCACUGAGCGGACUCUCCGUGGCCCAGCAUUUCGGAGGAGGUCUAUUUGCCAAAAGCUGUAUCGUCGGCAAUCCAAAAAAUGAGUUGGUUCCCACCCAUCCAGUGUACAACAUUGGUGUGGACGCGGCAGUACAAGCCAUGCAGUACUUUCGAGAGUUGCCCAUGCCGGAGGGCAGGAAGAACGCUGGAUCCGAUGACUCGUGAGCGGCAAGGCGGUCCAACCCGAGGAAAUUUCUCGUUUUGUUUUUAUCAUUCAGUUUGUAUCAAAUUCUUUCCACGUUAAAAUAAAAGAGGGUUGACGGACUCUGCCAACUUCAAAAUCUUCUUGGUCUUUCUUAAACCAAAAGUUUCCACUCAUGACCAUUUCGAAUAAA
This is a messenger RNA of Centruroides sculpturatus (bark scorpion), 1479 nucleotides long. It is a transcript of the gene Fntb, whose product is annotated as protein farnesyltransferase subunit beta-like. Gene Ontology annotation, biological process: protein farnesylation. Lineage: Eukaryota; Metazoa; Arthropoda; Arachnida; Scorpiones; Buthidae. Gene Ontology annotation, molecular function: protein farnesyltransferase activity. The transcript has 13 exons. Gene Ontology annotation, cellular component: protein farnesyltransferase complex. The record is from RefSeq and is a predicted model, not a curated record. Bases 62 to 1309 code for a protein of 415 amino acids.